Leptinotarsa decemlineata (Colorado potato beetle) is the source of this 1302-nucleotide messenger RNA. RefSeq lists its product as uncharacterized. NCBI's taxonomy places the organism in Eukaryota, Metazoa, Arthropoda, Insecta, Coleoptera, Chrysomelidae. The record is from RefSeq and is a predicted model, not a curated record.
CAUUUCGUCAUUCUGCAAGAACUGUCGUUAGUAUAUAGUUGUAAUUUGUGACACAAAUCAGUGUUCCUUUUAAAGUGAUUUGUUUGCAGUGCCUGUCAUAAUAAUUAUACAACGAUGGCUUUUAUGAUGCCAGUAGUGAAAAACGAUUGGGAUAUAUACAAAUCCAAUCGAUCAAGAAGACUGUCGGAAUGUUCGAAUCCGACGUCGUGCCGUUCCAGAAAAGUGUCCGAGUGCCGUUCUGAGGGGCCAAGUCUCUCCACAUCCCCGGGUUCCGAUUUCAUAACGUCUCCGAACCGUUCAGUGCCGACCAACAUGUCAUCGAGGCAGUAUUCUCGAGCGAGUUCUAGAACGAGUGAAAGCAGUCUGCAAAGUCCCGUCAAAAGUACUGGCAGUUCACCGCCGAAAAAUGGGUCGGAACCGAGUCUGAACAAAUUUCACAACAGGUUACUGGAUAAGCUGAAGAAAUCUCUAAAGAGCAAGGAUUCCGACAACGAAAGAACCAGUUCAUGAGAUAAGGAAGUUUCUCCCAAGGAGAAGGUAACGGACUCCACCUUCUAGCGAAUAUGGAAAGACUUAGGUCAAUGACUGCGAUUGUUUUUUUACGGCCGCAGCUAACCGGGCAUUACGGCUAUGUAUGUUCAGGUAUAGCAAUUGAUAUGUUGUCCUGUGAUAUGUAGUUGACUAUUGUAAAAAAUAUACUUUUACUAUUUUGUUCUUGGAGGCUAGCUCGGUCGAUUCAUAGUGAGAUUUUUGAAAAUAGUUGGAUAGGAAAUUUAUUGAUCUAAGCAUUGAAAGAAGGAUACGUCGGAAUGGGUCUACACCAAAAUUUGUUAGAUUAUUCUGUAGUACUGUUUUGUUAGCAAUUCAAGAAACUUACGCUCUUCGUAAAUAUAUUUACUAUUAUGUAUAUGUUAACAGAAAGACUGCAAGAGGAAGAACUAUUUAAUAAAUUGAAGGAGUUCACUAUAUUAUACAUUUGAAUUAAUUAAUAAGUAAAAAUAUUGCUUGUUACAAUUACCUAGCAGAGUUUAUAAGAAUGCCUAUAUUAUAAAUAGAGGGAUAUAUUUUUAGUGAAGACCAACUUUAUACUUGGUGCCAGUGCGUACCUGUCACUAAAAACCACUGCCCUCAGUAUGUUAUUAACAUUCCAAAUAAAUUUCUAAAUGAAUAUGUAUGUAUAAUCAUAUCUAACGAAAUUUGGUACAAUAAAAAUUGUUAUAUAACGAAUAAUGAUUUGGAUAUUAAUUUCAUCACAGUAUGCAGUAUUGUAAUGAAAAAAAUGAGGAUUUGAUGUGACUUUAA